This is a messenger RNA of Pimephales promelas (fathead minnow), 936 nucleotides long. The record is from RefSeq and is a predicted model, not a curated record. NCBI's taxonomy places the organism in Eukaryota, Metazoa, Chordata, Actinopteri, Cypriniformes, Leuciscidae.
AAUUCAGCAUUAAAUGCUGGGAAUAUUCUCAUCAUCAAGGCUAGAAGUGCAUCUGAACACGCAGGAGACACUCCAGGUGAAUCUGUGUGCCGUACUAGAGUAAAGAUGGAGUUUAUUAAAGAGGAGAUUGAAGACAUGAGUGAUCCAGAACCAUCCAGAAUAAAACAUGAAGAUACUGAGGAACAAACAGACCAGGUGAGAGUGAAAGAGGAAAGACAAGAACUGAAUGAAGUGAAGGAGGAACAUCAUAACUUUACAAUUCAAAGAACAAAAGCCCAAAAGAUGCACACCUGCACUCAGUGUGGAAAGAGAUUCUCACAGAAAGGACACCUUAACACACACAUGAGAAUUCACACUGGAGAGAAACCGUAUAAAUGCACUCAGUGUGGAAAGAGUUUUACUGAUUCAUCAGCUCUCAGUCAUCAUCUGCGCAUUCACUCUGGAGAAAAGCCAUUUAACUGUGAUCAGUGUGGUAAAGAUUUUAUUUCAUCAUCACAACUAAAUAAACACCUGAAAGUUCAUUCAGAUGAGAAGUCUUAUGUGUGUUCUCUCUGUGGAAAGAGUUUUUCACGUCUGAACGGUUUAAAACUGCACCAGAAAACACACAAUGAAGUGAGAGACUAUAUGUGCUUUGUCUGUGGGAAGAGCUUUACUAAAGCUGACAAUCUGAAACGGCACCAAAGAAUUCAUACUGGAGAAAAACCUUACAAGUGCUCAUAUUGUGACAAGAGUUUCACUCAGCCUGGACACCUGAAAUCACACGAGCGACUUCAUAGUGGAGAGAAACCGUACGCCUGUCCUCAGUGUGGGAAGAGUUUCACCGACUCGAGUAAUCUAGUGAAACAUAUUAGAAAGCAUUGUUCUGUGUCACAGUGAGCAAAUGUUUUGUUAGAUUCAAAUGUGUUCGUAAACUAAUAAACUAGUAUUGCUUUGAAA